Corticium candelabrum is the source of this 911-nucleotide messenger RNA. RefSeq lists its product as uncharacterized. The transcript is spliced from 3 exons. The record is from RefSeq and is a predicted model, not a curated record. NCBI's taxonomy places the organism in Eukaryota, Metazoa, Porifera, Homoscleromorpha, Homosclerophorida, Plakinidae. Bases 1 to 702 code for a protein of 233 amino acids.
AUGCAGCGUAUACGCAAGUUCUCCGCUCUAGCCGCCAUCUGCAACAUCAUCAGCAUCGUUCUCUUGACAGUGAGCCUCGCAACAGUUGACUGGAUUUCAGGCGACUUCGUAGGACUACUUGGGGCCGACCGUGGACAUGUGUCGUUUGGCCUAUUCAAAGUGACAUACUUAAUCACAGCGAGACAGCAAGAAGAAACUGGGACAGCAAGCGUAUCGUCAUUCUAUGACGGCGUGUUCACCAGUGGAAUCUACUAUGGCUGUGUCACGUUCAUCUUCCUUUCACUCGGAACUAUCGUCCUGGCGUUCAUUCUUGCUGUUCUCAACAUGUGUUCGUGGUCGAAACACAAGAUUACGGGACCUAUUGCUAUGAUGGUUGUCAACAUAGUAGCAAUUAUAUUCGGUGCCAUCGGUGACGGCCUCUUUGCUCAUCUCUACCUCAACGACAUGGACAACCUCCUCUCACUCGAGCUCCAAGAAAAUGUCUUGUACACAAGCUACAAAACUGUAAACACGACCAUCGGCUACUCGUAUUGGCUACUCAUAGGUGCCACCAUCGUCUUAUGGGGAGCGGUAAUUCUAAGUCCGUUAGAGAAACGGAGCGACCGCACAAGCAUCCAGAAAGCGUAUCUUUCUCACGUCACAAACACAGUCUUCCUGCCAAACUCUCCGUAUAACAGCAAAGGAGACGUCAUGAUGUUUUAGAGAGCAAACACGAUCCACACCCGCCCGCCCACCACUGCUGUCAUUUGCACUGAUGAGAGCAAUCGCUCAAGCACGACAAUUGUAAAUGGAGUAUUCUAGUGUGAUUGUGUGGUAAUCUAUAGUAUUUAUUGAACGGCAACGGUGUGUUCUUCACUGUUGCUUGUAUGUCUAUUCUCUUGUUUAGUACACAAUAAAUCAGUCUAUCAGCA